This is a messenger RNA of Chenopodium quinoa (quinoa), 837 nucleotides long. RefSeq lists its product as uncharacterized. Bases 1 to 837 code for a protein of 278 amino acids. The record is from RefSeq and is a predicted model, not a curated record. The transcript has 2 exons. Lineage: Eukaryota; Viridiplantae; Streptophyta; Magnoliopsida; Caryophyllales; Amaranthaceae.
AUGUCUGCUAAGCGUAAGAGAUCUGAAUUAAGUCAAUUAGCCGCUGAAUUAUCUAAGCGUAACCGUAGCAGUAAGCCCGUGGCAACAAGUGCCCUUUCCCGCAGAUGGCGCAACUUGUGGACUGAAAGCAUUGGCUCCAAAUUGAUCUUUUCAUAUCCCGCUAAAUAUGAUUAUGGUUCUAGACUAAGGUUAAGACAACCCAUCCUAGCAAAGGGAAUUAGUCGUAUUUUGGAAGUUGUUAAGCCAACAUUCGAUGAGCUAACUAUUCGUUUCAGUUUCAAUUUCAAAUCCAAAACUGGUAGUAGUUAUCAGGCUGUUAAUAGGUGGGUUCAAAUUGCGCUUACAAACAAGGUUACUCGCCUUCAUCUGGACUUUUCAUCAUUGGGUGUUAGUCUCAGAAAUUACACUUUUCCAGCUAUACAUAAGUAUUCUGAUAUACGUAACCUUAGAGAUGUUUGCUUUAAGUCUAUAAAUGUUUCGGGGGAGGUUAUCGACUGUAUGCUGUCAAACUGUCCAUCUCUUGAGCGCUUAGCUGUGUGGGAAUCAAGUUUUGUGCAUAAUAUUAGAGUCUGCACACAAUCCUCUAAGUUGAAGAGCCUAGAAUUUGUAGAUUGUUUUUAUAAAAGGAUUCAGAUCUCAUCACCAAAUCUCAUAUAUUUGAGAUACAGUAGUGAUUUUGAGGAAUGCCUUGAACUAGAUUAUGUUCCCCUUUUAUCUCAACUUUCUAUAGGCUCUUUAUACUGCCCAAGUUUCCUAAGCAAUGGAGCUCGGCUUUUUAUCAAUUGCAUCUCUCAACUCAAGAGGCUUAAGCUGGAUAUCAUAUCGAUUCUUGCAUAG